This is a messenger RNA of Linum tenue, 3872 nucleotides long. The record is from the annotation of a GenBank genome assembly. Lineage: Eukaryota; Viridiplantae; Streptophyta; Magnoliopsida; Malpighiales; Linaceae.
CUUCGUUAAGUUUCUCCUUCUUAGGUAGUAACUAGUAAGUAACUACACUUUUUCAUCUCUCUCUAGCCUCUACAGAAGACCUUUCGACACCUAACAGAACAGAGACGAGAAACCGAGGGAAAGUGAGGGAAAACGCGAGAAAAAUAGAAAAGGCAAAGAAGACCAGGAAACAAGUAGGAGAAGAAAAGGAAGAACAAAGAUCAAAUUCAGCAAAGCCUUCGCCAACCCUAGGGAAAAAUCGCCGGGGGGGAAAGAAUGAAGCACAUUUUCAAGAAGCUCCACAUAGGGGGAAACCACGAAUCUCCGCAUCGAUCGAACGAAACCCCCGUGUCACCUUCACCUUCGCAAUCUUGUGCUUCCGAUCACAGGGCGGCUUCGUCUUCAGCUUCAUCGGCGCCGGCUGCUCCAAGUAGCCCUCCGCCUUCCACUUCUCCGGCGUCGACUUCUGCUUCUACUGAUGCAAAUAUGACGGCGGCGUUACCGGUGACUGAGUCGUCGCCGGUCGGGAAUACAAACGGCGUUGGCGGCAAUAUUGGCGCGGACUACUUUACUUCCGAGGAGGAGUUUCAGAUGCAGCUGGCUCUAGCGAUCAGCGCUUCUUCGAAUUCGGAGGUAGGGAGGGAUGAUCGGGAGAAGGAUCAGAUCCGAGCGGCUACGCUACUGAGCUUGGGAGGGAAUCGUCAUCAUUGCAUGGACGGAACGGGAGAGAAAGGAGAAGCUGCGGCGGAGUCCUUGUCGAGGCAGUUUUGGGAAUAUAGCGUGUUGGAUUACCAAGAGAAGGUUGUAGAUGGCUUUUAUGAUAUCUUCUCCACAAGUUCAGAAAAUCAAGGGAAAAUGCCUUCUCUUGUAGACUUGGAAACAAAUUCCGGCUCGUCUUGCUUUGAAGCAGUAGUAGUGAAUCGAUCAAUUGAUCAUAACUUGGAAGAGUUGGUGCAGGUUGCUCAAUGUAUUUCAUUAGAUUUCACUGCUACUGACAUUGGCAUUUUGGUCCAACGACUGGCUGAACUCGUAACAGGGCACAUGGGUGGCCCUGUAAAGGAUGCUAACAUAAUGUUGGCAAAGUGGAUGGAGAGAAGCAUCGAGUUGAGGACAGUUCUUCAUACAAGUGUGUUGCCCAUUGGUUCGAUAAAUAUUGGUCUAUCUCGUCAUCGCUCAUUGCUUUUCAAGGUAUUGGCUGACACUAUAAAUCUACCUUGUCGAUUGGUGAAAGGCAGUCAUUACACUGGAGUUGAAGAUGAUGCUGUGAACAUUAUCAAGUUGGAGGAUGAAAGGGAGUUUUUGGUUGACCUAAUGGCAGCUCCAGGGACACUGAUUCCUGCUGAUAUUCUGAGUACCAGUAGAGCUCCCGCUCCUUAUUCCUCUGAUUCUGGACUAGGAAGACCAAACUCAUUACCUGGUGAAGGGCCAAGUCAAAACUCUUCAGCGAGUGGUUGCUUCCCUAGGUCGGAAGAUGCUGGACCGUCAUAUUCAUAUUCUGGUUCUACAGAUGAUGCUGGUGUUGGUUCUUCCGGGUUAGCCAACAAAGCUACUCAUUCCAAUCUACUGGAUAAGGGAAAUCAUGGAAGUCAUGCUGUUGCUGAUGGUAUUCAGAUAAAUGUUAAUGCUCCUUACAAUCAGAAUGGGUCAGAAGAUUCUAAUAAUCUUUUCUCAGAUCUCAAUCCACUUCAUAAGGGUAAAAAUUGUGCACAAUCUAAACCCGGAGAUAAUAAGUCCGAUUGCCAGAGAAAUGUUGUUCCUGGUCGCCCCCCUGCUCCAUUGAUGUGGAAGAACCGAUAUGCGAACAAUGAGGUACCCAGGAACAGGGAAUAUGAUUAUAUGGAUGGUCUGUUUCCAAGAAUUAACCGUGAACCAAGUAACUACAAUCAAACAUCCACAUCGUCCACCAGCUCCAAUGUCCCCCGGAAUGCAUAUGCUCAGAAUUCCAAGCCAUCUGUAAAUUCCAAUCAAGCCAGUAGAGGUAGUGAACUGAGAAAUUUGUAUACUAGUUCCAGUUCGGAAGUGGCAUCUGGUGGUAGUCAAUAUCAGAAUCGACCCAUGGGUCAGGCAGUAGACUUGGGUUUUGAAGCUGAAAAUCAAAGAGAUGCUAGGCAUUGGCAAAACAGUACCACAAUGAAGGAUGAGGAAAAUGGUAAAAAUAGUUUUCUGGAUCCAAUGAAGAUGACAAAUGACAGGUUUUUUGGGAGCAAUUUGAAACUAAAGGAUAUAGAAAGUCCUAGUUCAUCACUUGAGUCAAGCAUGAGUAACAGGGUGGAGCACGGUUUGGAUGAUGUAGAUGUUGUGGAAUGUGAAAUUCCUUGGGAAGAUUUGGUUAUUGGCGAGAGAAUCGGGCUAGGUUCAUAUGGUGAGGUUUACCAAGCUGAUUGGAAUGGCACGGAGGUUGCUGUCAAGAAGUUCCUAGAUCAGGGUUUCUCUGGAGCGGCUUUGGCAGAAUUUAAAAGAGAAGUGCGGAUAAUGCGCAGAUUGCGUCAUCCAAAUGUCGUUCUUUUCAUGGGUGCUGUUACUCGUCCGCCAAAUCUCUCCAUAAUUACUGAAUUUCUCCCCAGGGGAAGCUUAUACCGAAUUCUCCACCGUCCUCAGUGUCAGAUUGACGAGAGGCGUAGAAUAAAAAUGGCUCUUGAUGUGGCAAGAGGUAUGAACUGCUUGCAUAGCAGCUCGCCAACAAUUGUUCACAGGGAUUUGAAGUCCCCUAAUCUUUUGGUGGAUAAAAACUGGAAUGUUAAGGUUUGUGAUUUUGGUUUAUCACGCUUGAAGCACAACACAUUUCUGUCAUCCAAGUCAACAGCAGGAACUGUGAGAAUGAAUCCUGAAUGGAUGGCACCCGAAGUACUUCGCAACGAGCCCUCGAACGAAAAGUGAGUUGAUGAUUGUUUUCUCGUACUUUAAUCUCAUGUCUUUUACUUUUAAUAUGCAUUCAUUUGUGUCUUUAACGAUUUAUAUGUAACGUUUAAGGAUCAGGGUCUUUGAGCUCAAAAGGAACACACUAAACUGCAUGGCGCAGAGCUUUUAAAUGGCUGAUCAUUAGAAAAGGAAAGAUUCAAUUUUGAUCGCCUUGGCGAUAAUAGGUGUAUCAGAACAUAUUAGAACCCACAAAGUUUGGUUGUCUUUUGUGUCAGCAUAAUUGAGCUCUUAUUAUUUGUAAGCUGAAUGGCUGGCUGGUCGGUACCUGCAGGUGUGAUGUAUAUAGUUUUGGAGUGAUUCUAUGGGAGCUUUCGACGAUGAGAAUCCCUUGGAGUGGGAUGAAUCCGAUGCAAGUUGUGGGUGCAGUCGGCUUCCAGAACCGUCGACUUGAAAUACCGAAAGAACUAGAUCCCUUAGUUUCAAGGAUCAUUUGGGAGUGUUGGCAGACGGAUCCAAAUCUGAGGCCAUCAUUUGCACAGCUUACCGUAGCUCUAAAGCCGCUACAGCGGCUUGUUGCUCCUCCUCAUCUGUUGGACCAGACAAGUUCAGGUUUGCCGCAGGAUGAUAUACCAGUAAAUUUCAAUCAGUGAAUGCUUCUCUCUGGAUAUCUCAACUGUGAAGAAUCGGCUCUGUUUUUGCAAGUGUACAAGCUAAAUGAGAAAGCACAGGAUUAAAAACAGAAAAGGAAAAAGAAAAAAAAAAGGAAAAGGAGAAAUAGAAAUAGAAAUAGAAAAAAGAAAAACUUUUUGUGUAAGUAAUAUCUUUUCAUUGUGCUGCUGCCCAAAAAUGUUAGUAGCCAGCAGCAGUUUCUUUGUACAGUCACCAUCCUUCAUCACAAAAUUGAAUGUGCCCGUCAAAGAUAUUGUAUAUACCAUAAUGAAUAACAAUAUUCAUACCGACAAACUAUGGCGUUGAUUUCAUGGCGUUGAUUUCACAUUGGAACGUCGAAAUCGAAUGUACAGAUUGCAGGAUGC